Messenger RNA from Orbicella faveolata, 588 nucleotides. RefSeq names its product transient receptor potential cation channel subfamily A member 1-like. Gene Ontology annotation, cellular component: transmembrane transporter complex; membrane. Gene Ontology annotation, biological process: monoatomic ion transmembrane transport. The record is from RefSeq and is a predicted model, not a curated record. Gene Ontology annotation, molecular function: monoatomic ion channel activity; protein binding. NCBI's taxonomy places the organism in Eukaryota, Metazoa, Cnidaria, Anthozoa, Scleractinia, Merulinidae.
AUGUCUGAAGAUGAACUAAGUGAUCGAAACUUUAAGAGUUUAACAGACUUUUAUUUCUCUGCUUCCUCAGACAUCGACAAAAGAGACAGUUAUGGCAAAACCGCGCUUCACUGUGCCGUAUCAGCAGGCCAGGUCAAUACCGUGAAAUAUCUCCUCCACAACCAUGCAAACCCUAACCUUAAAGACCACAGAGAGGAGGCACCACUGCACGCCGCGGUGCGGACUGGAAACAUUGAAGUGGUCGAGAGUUUAACAGACUUUUAUUUCUCUGCUUCCUCAGACAUCGACAAAAGAGACAGUUAUGGCAAAACCGCGCUUCACUGUGCCGUAUCAGCAGGCCAGGUCAAUACCGUGAAAUAUCUCCUCCACAACCAUGCAAACCCUAACCUUAAAGACCACAGAGAGGAGGCACCACUGCACGCCGCGGUGCGGACUGGAAACAUUGAAGUGGUCGAGGCAUUACUGAAUCACAAGACAACCAACGUUAACAUCGAAGGACGAAACAAGUACACUCCUUUGCAUAGUGCUGCUCAUUUAGAACAUAGAUGCGCCUUAGAAAUCUGUCAAAAGCUUGUAAGUAUAACGUGA